This is a messenger RNA of Galeopterus variegatus (Sunda flying lemur), 1069 nucleotides long. RefSeq names its product Fc receptor-like A (gene FCRLA). NCBI's taxonomy places the organism in Eukaryota, Metazoa, Chordata, Mammalia, Dermoptera, Cynocephalidae. Gene Ontology annotation, biological process: cell surface receptor signaling pathway. The coding region runs from base 1 to 1014 and encodes 337 amino acids. Gene Ontology annotation, molecular function: transmembrane signaling receptor activity. The transcript is spliced from 5 exons. The record is from RefSeq and is a predicted model, not a curated record.
AUGCCCUCUUCAGCUGCCAGUUUUGAGACACUGCAUUGUGAAGGACCUGUCAUCACUGAGGACAGCAGCUGCCACUCUGAUGAUGAUCUGACUGACCCAAAGGAAGGUGCCUUCCAGCUCAACAGCUACACUUUCAGUGAACCCUUCCAUCUGAUUGUGUCCUAUGACUGGCUGAUUCUCCAAGGUCCAGCCAGGCCUGUAUUUGAAGGGGACCCACUGGUUCUGAGCUGCCGGGCCUGGCAAGACUGGCCACUGAAUCAGGUCACCUUCUACCGAGAUGGCUCAGCCUUGGGCCCCCCAGGACCUAACAGGGAAUUCUCCAUGGCUGUGGUGCAAGAGGCAGACAGCGGGCACUACCACUGCAGUGGCAUCUUCAGGAGCCCUGGUCCUGGGAGUCCAGAAACAGCAGCUGCUGUGGCUGUCACAGUCCAAGAACUGUUUCCAGCCCCUGUCCUCAGAGCUACACCCUCAACUGAGCCCCAAGAGGGAGGCCCAGUGACCCUGAGCUGUCACACAAAGCUGCCCCUGCAGAGGUCAGCUGCCCGCCUCCUCUUCUCCUUCUACAAGGAUGGAAGGAUAGUGCGAAGCAGGGGCCUCUCCUCAGAAUUCCAGAUUCCCUCAGCUUCAGAAGAGCAUUCUGGGUCCUACUGGUGUGAUGCCGCCACUGGGGACAACCAAGUUUGGAAACAGAGCCCCCAGCUGGAGAUCAGGGUGCAGGGUCCCUCUGGCUCUGCUGCAUCCCCCAUCUUGAAUCCAGCUCCUCAGAAAUCAGCUGCUCCAGAAACUACUCCUACGGGGCCCCCUGGGUCUCUGCCUCCACUGCCCACCCCUUCUUCUGAGGAUCCAGGCUUCUCCUCUCCUCUGCAAACGCCAGACCCCCGUCUGCAUUACCAGAUGGGCAUUCUUCUCAAACAUAUUCAGGAUGUGAGAGUUCUCCUUGGUCAUCUAGUCAUGGAGCUGAGGGACUUGUCUGGCCGCCUGAAGCCUAGAACUACCAAGGCCAAACAAAAGUAAACUAUUCACCCAUGAUAUUGUUCAACCACCCCCAAUAAAUCCAACUCUUCCUAUU